CGCAGCAUCGACCGGAGUGCACGCGCUAGGCGCGCACCGAAGCGCGGCCGCUGACUCAUGAGUGCACGCAUCGAUCGCGACAUGCCCAGCCACUGACUGCCCAUGAGACAGCCCUCGCGCCACUGACACACCAGACACGAUGUCGUCGAUUAGACUGCCAUCGGUCGUAGUCAAAUGACAAUAACUAGAUUAAAGUGUCGGGAGCGCUCAUGAGACAAUCGUGUCAUCGGCUGCUUGAGCACCAGCAGGCCGGCGGAGACGAACCCCCCCUUUACUCACCAAUCGAUCAAAUUUCAGUGGUACCUGACCAUGUGGGCAGGGACACCGGAGGCAAGCUGACACGAUAUGCGACGACGGAGGAGGACGAGGCGACACUCAGGGAACUACUACUUAGCCUUCAGAGACAGGUGAGCGUGAUGAGUAUGAACCUCUCCGCUAAGCUGGACGACCUGCAGAGGGGGGACCGGCAGCUCGAGACCACCGUCGCUCUCUGUGAGAUCCGGACCCAACUCCAGGAGCUGACUAAGAGUGUGGAGUCAUGCCAGAGUGAAGUCUCCGAGGUGAAGCGAGACAUGGUCGCCAUCAAGCAGGAGCUGGACACGGUACAGCAGGUGAAGGAGGAGAUCGAAGAGCUGAGGGAGUACGUGGACCGCUUGGAGGAGCACUCCCAGAGGAGGAAGCUGCGGUUGUUAGAACAGGGCCUCACCUUCUUCCUAUCCUACGCUAUCCUGGCUGCAGUCUUGGGGAUGCUGCAGUUCGGAUACAACACUGGUGUCAUCAACGCUCCUGGCAAAAACAUCGCCAACUUCAUGAAGGACGUGUAUAAGAAUCGGUACGGGCUGGACCUGCAUGACGACACCGUGAACAAGCUCUAUUCCAUCGCGGUCAGCAUCUUCGCCAUCGGGGGCAUGCUGGGAGGCUUCUCUGGGGGGAUGAUUGCCAAUCGGUUUGGGAGGAAAGGGGGUCUCUUGCUAAACAACAUUCUGGGCAUCAGCGGCGCGAGUCUCAUGGGCUUCACAAAGAUAUCCCACUGCUACGAACUUCUCAUCUUCGGAAGAUUCAUCAUCGGAGUCAAUUGUGGUCUAAACACCUCACUAGUGCCAAUGUACAUAUCGGAGAUUGCGCCGCUCAACCUUCGCGGCGGGCUGGGUACGGUCAACCAACUGGCUGUCACCGUCGGACUGCUGCUGUCCCAAGUGCUCGGAAUCGAACAGAUCCUCGGUACUGAUGAGGGGUGGCCGAUACUGCUGGGCCUGGCGAUCUGUCCCGCAAUCCUGCAGCUGAUCCUGUUACCUGCGUGCCCCGAGUCCCCACGGUACCUGCUCAUCACGCGUCAGUGGGAGGAAGAGGCUCGCCGUGCUCUACGAAGACUUCGUGCUAGUAACCAGGUGGAAGAGGACAUUGAAGAGAUGAGGGCCGAAGAGAGGGCCCAGCAAGCCGAGGCGUCCAUCUCGAUGCGUGAGUUGUUGUGCUCACCCACCCUUCGAGCCCCUCUCCUCAUCGGCGUGGUCAUGCAACUGUCGCAGCAGCUGAGCGGUAUUAAUGCGGUCUUCUACUACUCAACGUUCCUGUUCACCUCAUCUGGCCUCACGGACGAGUCUGCCAAGUUCGCUACCAUGGGCAUUGGAGCCAUCAUGGUGGGAAUGACGCUGGUCUCGCUGCCCCUCAUGGAUCGCACUGGAAGACGGACCUUACACCUCUACGGGCUCGGCGGGAUGUUCAUCUUCUCAAUUUUCAUCACCAUCUCGUUUCUGAUCAAGGAGUUCUUUGGCUAUGUGCAGGAGAUGAUCGACUGGAUGAGCUACUUGUCAGUGGUGUCCACACUCAGCUUCGUGGUAUUCUUCGCGCUCGGCCCCGGGUCCAUUCCUUGGCUGAUCACCGCUGAGCUGUUCUCGCAAGGACCCCGACCUAGCGCCAUGGCGAUCGCCGUGUUAGUAAAUUGGAUGGCCAACUUCGUCGUUGGAAUCGGCUUCCCUAGCAUGAAGGCACUACUGGAAAACUAUACAUUCCUGCCUUUUAGUGUAUUCCUUGCAAUUUUUUGGAUAUUUACGUAUAAAAAAGUUCCUGAAACAAAAAAUAAGACCUUCGAAGAGAUUUUGGCACUGUUCAGGAAUUCCAAUGGGAGGGACAGUUUUCGAGACAACCGCCUCUACGGGAGCAUGAUGAACUGCGUGAACGCACUGGAACAACAGCUGCCCCCGCCCCCGCCGCCCGCGCCCGUCGAUGAGAAGCACGAUUCACUGUCGGAACAGUCCUCGGGAGCGGGGGAGGCGGGGCGCCCCCCGCCGCCGCUGCCGCCCCCGCGCUUCCCCGCCCCCGGCAACGUCUGA
Messenger RNA from Ostrinia nubilalis (European corn borer), 2330 nucleotides. RefSeq names its product glucose transporter type 1 (gene Glut1). Gene Ontology annotation, cellular component: membrane. Bases 210 to 2330 code for a protein of 706 amino acids. The transcript is spliced from 17 exons. Gene Ontology annotation, molecular function: hexose transmembrane transporter activity. The record is from RefSeq and is a predicted model, not a curated record. NCBI's taxonomy places the organism in Eukaryota, Metazoa, Arthropoda, Insecta, Lepidoptera, Crambidae. Gene Ontology annotation, biological process: monosaccharide transmembrane transport.